AUGAGCCGGAAGCAGAAGCAGCCCAGGCGCGGAGGCUGCCGCCGUGGCAGUGGACGCGGCUGCCACCGCCUUGUCUGCCGCCGCUGCCCUGAAAGUUUCGCCACCUACUUCGCCAGGGUUCUGAAGCAUGUUCACGAGGGCCUCAGCCUCUCGCAGGAGGCCGUGAGCGUCAUGGAUUCGUUCAUCAAGGAAACCUUUGAGCGCAUCGGUGAGGAGGCCUCUCGCCUUGCCCGCUUCACCAAGCGCUCCACCAUCACCACCAGGGAGUUACAGAUAGCUGUGCGCCUGCUGCUGCCUGGGGAGAUUGGCAAGCACGCCGUGUCCAAGACUAUGAAGGCUGCCAUCAGGUUCUACGGACGCAAAUGA
Odobenus rosmarus divergens (Pacific walrus) is the source of this 366-nucleotide messenger RNA. RefSeq names its product histone H2B type W-T-like. NCBI's taxonomy places the organism in Eukaryota, Metazoa, Chordata, Mammalia, Carnivora, Odobenidae. The transcript has a single exon. Gene Ontology annotation, biological process: nucleosome assembly. The coding region runs from base 1 to 366 and encodes 121 amino acids. The record is from RefSeq and is a predicted model, not a curated record. Gene Ontology annotation, molecular function: protein heterodimerization activity; structural constituent of chromatin; DNA binding. Gene Ontology annotation, cellular component: nucleosome.